CCCCUUCUUCAGUCUCAGUUUGAAGCUGCCCCUGGCAGGGAAGUAGUCCCUGUUCCAACACCAAACCGUGAGCUCAAAGGUCGAAGACCCAAAGCCAUGAAGGGUCUUGGGACCCUGUUCCUGCUGCUGACCACCUGCCUGGCUUUGAGGGCUGAUGAUGCAGCAACAUUACCAGACAUCCAGGUUCAGGAGAACUUCAUCGAGUCCCUGAUCUAUGGAAAAUGGUUCAACCUGGCUGUGGGCUCCACUUGCCCGUGGCUGAGGCGGAUCAAGGACAAGCUGAGCAUGAGCACACUGGUCCUGCAAGAGGGAGCAACAGAAGCAGAGAUCAGCAUGACCAGCACCCGAUGGCGGAGAGGUGUCUGCGAGGAGAUCUCUGGGGUGUAUGAGAAGACAGACAUCGAUGGAAAGUUCCGUUACCACAAAUCCAAAUGGAACAUAACUUUGGAAACCUACGUGGUCCACACCAACUAUGAUGAGUAUGCCAUUUUCCUCACCAAGAAGUUCAGCCACCACCAUGGACUCACCAUCACUCUCAAGCUCUAUGGCAGAGAGCCAAAGCUGAGGGACAGCCUUCUGCUGGAGUUCAGGGAGGUGGCCCUGAGUAUGGGUAUUCCUGAGAACUCCAUUGUUUUUAUGGCUGACAAAGGGGAAUGUGUUCCUGGGGAUCAGGAGGUAAAGCCCAGUCCACAUCUGAGAGCCCGGCGGGCAGUGCUGCCCCAAGAAAAUGAGGGAUCAGGGUCUGAGCCACUGGUAACUGGGAUCCUCAAGAAAGAAGAUUCCUGCCAGCUCACCUACUCAGAAGGGCCCUGCCUAGGGAUGAUGGAGAGGUAUCACUACAAUGGCACGUCUAUGGCCUGUGAGACCUUCCAAUAUGGGGGCUGCCUGGGCAAUGGUAACAACUUCAUCUCCGAGAAGGAGUGUCUGCAGACAUGCCGGACCGUAGCGGCUUGCAAUCUCCCCAUAGUCCAAGGGCCCUGCCGAGCCUAUACUAAGCUCUGGGCAUUUGAUGCAGCACAAGGAAAGUGCAUCCAAUUCACCUAUGGGGGUUGCAAAGGCAACGGCAACAAGUUCUACUCUGAAAAGGAGUGCAAGGAAUACUGUGGAGUCCCUGGUGACGGGUCCCAGUGAGUUGUUCUGCCUGCCCUGACUUUUCCCUGCAGCCCUGGAAGGCCUUGAUUUAUCAUCUUCCUGAUGGCAGCUGGCCAUCAGGUCAGGCCCCACACUCUCGUAAAAUGGGACAAAGCCACCAGCUCUCCAGCUUCACAGCCCCCACUGUGGGGCUAGUGCUCAGCUGGUGGGAUGACCAGAGUACAGUAGCCACUUAGCAUUCUCCAGGCCUUGCUAUACCCACUGGAAAAUGGUACCUCCAGCAAGUCAGAGAAGGCGGAAGACCAGGCUGUUCCAUGCAACGCCCCUGACAGAGGUCAUUUAGCAAGUGAUGUUUCAUCCCAGGCCAAGGACCCAUCCUGAGUCACUCUGUAUCCACAGGGGAUAAGAGCAACUGAAGGUGCCAGUCUGCAAGCCAGAAGGUAGCCACUGUCUGUCCCAGUACAGUCUGGCUCAGAUGAUCUAGACCCAAAUAAAACAAGCUAUCAACGCCUGGCA
Messenger RNA from Psammomys obesus (fat sand rat), 1608 nucleotides. RefSeq names its product alpha-1-microglobulin/bikunin precursor (gene Ambp). The record is from RefSeq and is a predicted model, not a curated record. The coding region runs from base 97 to 1131 and encodes 344 amino acids. Gene Ontology annotation, cellular component: cell surface; plasma membrane. Gene Ontology annotation, molecular function: serine-type endopeptidase inhibitor activity. The transcript is spliced from 10 exons. Lineage: Eukaryota; Metazoa; Chordata; Mammalia; Rodentia; Muridae.